AUGUUUUCAUCCUAUGGCCCCCUCUUUGCCCCCCCCUCUGUAACUGCUCUGCAAAAGCCCUGCAGGCCCCCUCUCGACCACCUGUCUGCCAACUGGCCUGCAGCCCCCCCUGUGGGCCCUCCUGUGCAACUGCUCUGCCAACUGCUCUGCCAACUGGCCUGCAGACCCCCUCUCGCCCACCCGUCUUCCAAAAGGCCUGCAGGCCCCACUCUGGGCCCUCCUGUGCAACUGCUCUGCCAACUGCUCUGCCAACUAAGCCUGCAGGCCUCCCUCUGCGCCCUCUUCUGUAACUGCUCUGCUAACUGCUCUACAAAAAGGCCUGCAGGCCCACCUCUCGCCCACCUGUCUGCCAACUGGCCUGCAGGCCCACUCUCGCCCACCUGUCUUCCAAAAGGCCUGCAGGCCCCACUCUGGGCCCUCCUCUGCAACUGCUCUGCCAACUGCUCUGCCAACUGGCCUGCAGGCCUCCCUCUGCGCCCCCUCUGGCCCACCUCUCUGCAACUGCUCGAUAAAAAGGCCUGCAGCCCCCCCUCUGGGCCCUCCUCUCUGCAAAAGGCCUGCAAGCCCCCCCCUCUGGCCCACCUCUCUGCAAAAAGGCCUGCAGGGCCCCCUCUUUGCCCCCCCUCUGUAACUGCUCUGCAAAAGGCCUACAGGCCCCCUCUCGACCACCUGUCUGCCAACUGGCCUGCAGCCCCCCCUCUGGGCCCUCCUUUGCAACUGCUUUGCAAAAAGGCCUGCAGCCCCCCCUCUGGGCCCUCCUGUGCAACUGCUCUGCCAACUGCUCUGCCAACUGGCCUGCAGGCCCACUCUCGCCCACCUGUCUGCCAACUGGCCUCCAGGCCCUCCUCUGGGUCCUCCUCUGCAACUGCUCUGCAAAAGGGCCUGCAGGCCCUCCUCUGGGCCACCUCGUUACCACCUGCCCUGCAGGCCCCCCUCUGGGCCCCCUCUGCAAAAGCCCCUCUGUAA
Messenger RNA from Penicillium robsamsonii, 966 nucleotides. RefSeq lists its product as uncharacterized. The coding region runs from base 1 to 966 and encodes 321 amino acids. The transcript is spliced from 2 exons. NCBI's taxonomy places the organism in Eukaryota, Fungi, Ascomycota, Eurotiomycetes, Eurotiales, Aspergillaceae. The record is from RefSeq and is a predicted model, not a curated record.